UUUUCCCACAACACUAGCCCCCAGUUCCCAAGUUUGGGCUAGCAUAGGUUGACCAAAGGAAGUAAAGGUCUAAUGCACUAGGCCAGCUUGCUGAAGAAGUUAUUUGCAAAUGUGGUUAUCUUCUUACUGUUGUUGCUUGUGCAAGGUUCAGUUAAGAAACAUCAGAGGUUAGAAGUUAGUUUUUUUGUACAAUCUAUGGCUUGUUGAGUUAGUGUGUUGAAAGAUUCUUAAAGUCGGAUAUUUCUGAGUUGGUGUUUGGCAAAAUUUGGUGCUAACCUAUCUUUGUGCUAGUGUAUAUAGCUCAAAGAAAAGAUAGUUGUAAUUAUUAUUCCCUUUUGUAGGUGAUAAACAUGUCAAGAGAAUAUUUGUAUUUCAUAUAUUAUCCCUAUCUUUAGAGUACUUGCACUUCUUACUCUAUUGCAAAGAGAUUUGUAUAAUUGUCAAGGGUCAUUGAAGUUGUCAUUUGAGACUUAGUUUUGAUCAAGAAAGUUUAAAUGGCUGGUGGAACAGCUCCCCCAAGAGGAAGUGCGGCAGCUGCUGCAAGCCUGCGUAGGAGGAGAUCGACAAGUGGUGCAGCCUCAGGAGGGGCAGCUGGGACUAUGCUCCAGUUUUAUACAGAUGAUGCUCCAGGCCUCAAGAUCUCUCCAAAUGUUGUGCUUGUCAUGAGUAUCGGUUUCAUAGCUUUUGUUGCCAUUCUUCAUGUCAUGGGCAAGCUGUAUUUUGUUCGUAGAGAGGCUUAAAAGUGUGCCAAACAAUAGAACUAAAUCCAACAGGGUUAAUUUGGGAUUUUCAGUUACAAUCAAAAGGUUUUUUAAUUAAAAAUGAGUCUGUUGUCAAGAUACAGUAUAUUUUCAAUGCUUAAAUAGGUUAAGUUGUCAUUGCUCAGUUUAUUUGAGGAAGAUACUGCAAUUCAUAUUCAUAUUUUAUCA
Theobroma cacao (cacao) is the source of this 929-nucleotide messenger RNA. Lineage: Eukaryota; Viridiplantae; Streptophyta; Magnoliopsida; Malvales; Malvaceae. The record is from RefSeq and is a predicted model, not a curated record.